Molecule: messenger RNA, 507 nt
Organism: Lacerta agilis (Sand lizard)
Lineage: Eukaryota; Metazoa; Chordata; Lepidosauria; Squamata; Lacertidae
Product: histone H2A type 2-C-like
Exons: 1
Coding region: 47-436 (129 amino acids)
Cellular component (GO): nucleosome
Molecular function (GO): protein heterodimerization activity; DNA binding; structural constituent of chromatin
Source: RefSeq, a predicted model, not a curated record
UUUCUCUCUUGGGAGGGGGAAGUUGUUUGGAUUUAGUGACGACAGGAUGUCUGGCCGCGGCAAGCAGGGAGGCAAGGCGAGGGCCAAGGCGAAGUCGCGCUCGUCGCGGGCCGGCCUGCAGUUCCCCGUGGGCCGCGUGCACCGCCUGCUGCGCAAGGGCAACUACGCCGAGCGGGUGGGCGCCGGCGCGCCCGUCUACCUGGCCGCCGUGCUCGAGUACCUGACGGCCGAAAUCCUCGAGCUGGCCGGCAACGCCGCUCGCGACAACAAGAAGACCCGCAUCAUCCCCCGACACCUGCAGCUGGCCAUCCGCAACGACGAAGAGCUCAACAAGCUGCUGGGGAAAGUCACCAUCGCCCAGGGCGGCGUCCUGCCCAACAUCCAAGCCGUCCUCUUGCCCAAGAAGACCGAGAGCCACAAGGCCAAAGGGAAGUGAAGCUGCUGUUUCUGGGCCUCGCAGUUCUCGUUGAAACCGAACCAAAGGCUCUUUUCAGAGCCACCCACACC